This is a messenger RNA of Stylonychia lemnae, 1758 nucleotides long. The record is from the annotation of a GenBank genome assembly. Lineage: Eukaryota; Ciliophora; Spirotrichea; Sporadotrichida; Oxytrichidae.
AUGGCUUGGAAGUAUCACAGAAAGACAGAGUAAUUUUAUCUUAGAAUAUAUAAGUAUUAUCAGGCUCAUUAGCAGAUCGAGAUUAUCGAUGACAUUGCUGCAGACAUGGAUUCAAAUUUAAAUGAUGGAGAUGCUUAUUCGGGAAAGCAUGAGGAGGAGAAAAAAUCAAGGGAUUCAAUCAAUCGUCUGAACCAAGAAUACUAAGGCUAAAAUUCAAAUCUCAACACAAGUCCGGGUCGUGAUCAUCAUGGGGAUAACGAAAAUCACAGUAAUUGGUAGAAUCUAUUCGGAGAAAACAUAGAAAAUUUCUAGCACAAGUUGUCUGAUAUGUCCCAUAAGGGAAAACAGCACUUGCAAGCAUUUAUCGGUCAUAUUAAAAAGGCACCUCAUUACAUCGUUGAUAAUGAGUAUAUUCAAAGGGGUUAUCGCAUUAACUUCAACAGCAAAAGCAGUUUGUGCAAAUCUUUAUUUAUGCUUCAUAAUGAAUCAGUUAAUGUUUGGAGUCACCUGAUCGGAGUUGGAUGCUUCAUUGGUCUGCUUAUCUACACCCUUAUUUAUUUGAGUCCUCUAGCGAGUUACUUCUCGAUCUCCUCUUCAGUGCCUGAUCGUGAAUCUAUGAUAGAUCAGGGUAGAAUGCAGGUAAAUUUGCAUUCAGACCUUAGUUCAAUCGAAGACUUUGAAACUUUAUGUGAUAAGUUUCUUAAUAUAACAGUAAACACACAAUCUAUUUCUGCUUUGGACUCCUUUGAGCUCUGGGCUAAAGCUUGGAGAUACGAAAUCGACUAUCAUUCAAAUAUUCAAACUGGUGGAAUGCAUAUAUAAGAUCAGGAAUAAUCAAAGUACUGGCACAUCGAGGGUUAUCUUUUAGAUAUCAUGCAUGUUAUCUCGGGAGUGCCUUACAAGAUAUCCCAGGAAUCAUUUGUUAAAUCAGUGAUCAAUUUGGUCAAUCAGCUAUCUUCCCAACUAAAUGACUAGGUAAUUAAUUAUUUGAAAUAAAUGAUUACUUUGAUUCAAGAUAAGGCGUCAUUGUGGUCUGAAUAAGUAUCAAGCCAAAUAUAAAAGAAUAAAAACUCUACUUUAUCAGACUGGUUGGUGCUUGGACCUGUGAUUUAAGAUCCAGUCCAAGUUAAGUUUUAUGUGACUAAGAUCCCUCUCUUUCUUCAUAUUGCUGGGGCAAUUUCAUGUCUUGGUUGCUCUGCAAUUUUCCAUUUGUUUAAAGAUCAUAGCUAACAUUUGGGUGAAUUCCUAGUUAGACUAGAUUAUGCAGGUAUCAGUCUUAUGAUCGCAGGAAUUUGGAGAAAUUUCUAUAUGACUUGCCAAAGUCUGUCUUGUUUCCUUGUUUUUGUUUGCUCUCUUUGGUCUAAGUUUGAUAAGCCUUAAUUCAGAGUGUUGAGAGGAACUCUUUUUGUAAUCCUAGGACUAGUUGCAGUAGCACCCUUCACUCAUAUCAUACAAUUCAUGGAGCCAGAGUAUUUGCCACACUUCGACAGCUUUUGGUGGGUUUUUGGAGCAUUUUUAUACAUUUUUGGUGCAGUUAUUUACAUGUUGAGAGUGCCUGAAAGAUUCUUCCCUAAUAAGUUUGACUUCUUUGUAAAUUUACAAUAUUGUUUUAUGUUACUUUUACAGGGAUCCUCGCAUUAGAUAUUCCACUUAUGCAUUCUUGCAGCUGCACUUGGCCACUAUUACGCUGCCCUACUUUGCUUCCAUAACAGACAAUAUUCUCCUUGCCCUAAUGAAUUCAUUGAUAACAUUGAAUGA